Colletotrichum aenigma is the source of this 1137-nucleotide messenger RNA. It is a transcript of the gene SDH-1, whose product is annotated as Sorbitol dehydrogenase. NCBI's taxonomy places the organism in Eukaryota, Fungi, Ascomycota, Sordariomycetes, Glomerellales, Glomerellaceae. Gene Ontology annotation, molecular function: L-iditol 2-dehydrogenase (NAD+) activity; zinc ion binding. The transcript is spliced from 4 exons. Bases 1 to 1137 code for a protein of 378 amino acids. Gene Ontology annotation, biological process: D-sorbitol catabolic process. The record is from RefSeq and is a predicted model, not a curated record.
AUGUCCAGCGUUCAAGUCCAGACCUCCGUGCUCCACGGCGCGAGGGAUCUCAAGAUUGAAGAAAGAGCUCUGCCUGCUCUUGCAGCUGGCGAGGUCCAAGUCGCUGUCAAGGCUACGGGACUCUGCGGUUCCGACUUGCACUACUACAACCACUUCCGCAACGGCGACAUUCUCGUCAAGGAGCCCCUUACUCUUGGCCACGAAUCUAGCGGUAUCGUUACUGCUGUCGCCUCUGAUGUCACAAAUCUUGCCGUCGGAGAUCACGUUGCGCUCGAGGUCGGCCAGCCAUGUGAGGCCUGUGACCUGUGUGCCGUUGGGCGAUACAACAUCUGCAAGGGCAUGAAGUUCCGCAGCUCUGCCAAGGCCUUCCCUCACGCUCAGGGAACUCUUCAGGAGCUCGUCAACCACCCUGCCAAGUGGUGCCAUAAGCUCCCGCAAGAAGUUUCCCUCGAGUUCGGUGCUCUUGCCGAACCUCUCUCUGUUGCCAUGCACGCCCGGGACCGAGGCAACCUCCCUAGCGGGUCGACCGUCCUUGUCUUCGGCGCCGGUGCUGUUGGUCUAUUGUGUGCCGCCGUCAGCAAGGCUGAUCAGCAGAAGGUCGUUAUUGCCGAUAUCCAAGAGGACCGCGUCAAGUUUGCCCUUGACAACGGCUUCGCCGAUGCUGGCAUUGUCGUUCCGGCCAAGCGCCCUCAAACGAUCGAGGACAAGCUGGCCUACGCCCAGGACGUCGCAGGGUUGGUAAAGGCCGCCAAGAUCAACGGAAACGAGGUUGGCGAAGUCAACGCGACUUACGAGUGCACGGGUGUCGAGACCUGCAUGCAAACAUCCAUCUAUGCCACUCGUCCCGGUGGAAAGAUCCUCAUUAUCGGCAUGGGCACCCCAAUCCAGACUCUUCCCAUUUCCGCCGCCGCUCUGCGUGAGGUUGACUUUGUGGGCGUCUUCCGCUACGCCAACACAUACCCCAAGGCCAUCAACCUGAUUGCGACGAAGCCAAAGGGUCUGCCGGCGUUGGAGAAGCUGUUUACACACCGUUAUAAGGGACUGGGCACCAUCAAUGAUGCGUUUGACAUGGCGGCCAAGGUGAAGGAUGAAAGCGGCAACUUGGUAUUGAAGGUUCUUGUGGAUACAUCUAAUUAG